Messenger RNA from Striga asiatica, 978 nucleotides. NCBI's taxonomy places the organism in Eukaryota, Viridiplantae, Streptophyta, Magnoliopsida, Lamiales, Orobanchaceae. The record is from the annotation of a GenBank genome assembly.
AUGUCUCUGGUCGAUCACCAAGGAGACGAGGAUGUCAUAGUUGAAGAUGAAAGCCUAAGACAAGACCAAGAAGUCAACGCCGGUCAACCCGGCCACCAAGAAGUAAAACCUGUCCAAGUGCCCGUUGUCGAGGUCUUGGGGUAUCCACCCGAGCCCCCCACCCCUUGUCGUCACCACCGUCACCAAACUCACCAGCAAGCUGUUGGCAAAAUUCCCGAGGCUUAUGGAUGCCAUGCAGAGGGAGCUCCCGAGGCUCUUCACCCCAUCCGGCGCCUGCCCGUUGAAGAAGUCGAGCUGCCCCACGUACAUGAGCACCUCCGAGGCCCCCACCAGCACGUACUGAGGCACCUGCCACAGUACGCUCACCGGAGCCCCUGCCCUCAGCCGCACAACCUCCAGGGCUCCGGCUGCCGCCACUGCCAGAGCCGCAACAACGAGGCCAGCGGCCAUGCGCUGGAGCUCUGUGGGGUGGAGGCGCGAAAUGAAGCGGCGGUAGAUUCCGGCUGUCAUGCUGGCGGCAGGGAUGCGCAUGCGGGUGCCCGGGAGGUGGGUGUUCAUCAGGUCACCCUGCUCCACGAAGAGCGACGCCAUCUGGGUGAACACCACCGAGUAAGGGAUGGUGCAGAGCCAGAUGGGGAGCAUGCGCAGUAUGCACUUGGCUUCCUCCACUUGAGUCACUGUGCACAGCCUCCAAGGGUCGGGGGACGGGAGACUGUCGCUGCCAGUUAUCGUGGCUGCCUUCCCUCCACCUCGUACAGCUCGUCUGCGUCAGCCUUAACCGCGUUGCACUUCUUGACUGCGGCCACAAACACCUGUAUGACCCUCGUGACCGGGUUUCCGCUCGGCUUCAUGUAUGCAGCCAGGGCCAGGACAGCUGAGGCAGUGGCCGCCCAGAAGCCAAGGGCCCAUCGGCCGGCGUCCUCAUGGUAUACGAGGACAGUGUUGGAGAAGAGGGAGCCGAGGUUGAGGGCAAAGUAG